AUGAAUGUGAACGUAAUUCGCGUGGAAUGCAACAUCACCGCGGGAGCGUACAGCAACGAGCAACUCGUGCACACAAUACACGAAUUCGCUCCGAACGUACCACUGGGAUAUAAACUGUCGAAAACGCCGCGCCAACUCAUUUACCUCCCGGUCUUCGUAAGGAACGUUACAGACAUUACGGUGCGCAUAGUGGAUCAGAACGGUCGAUUGAUCGAUUUUCGCGGCAAAACGAUAUCGGUGCGCUUGCACACACAAGUGACAACAACAACAACAUCAACGAUGAACGACGUACUCAACGUCGGUGGUGAACCUGUCUUCGACGAUCGUAUCGUCAAGAUCGAGACUUACACGUACAAUCCAUACGCCAAUACAUCGUUUAGUCACAGCAAUGAGAUACGCAUACUCAUUCAACAACAAGAUGUUUACACUUUGUCGUCCGACAGUUACUUAUACGUCGAAGGAAAGUUCAGUCUGCAAAUCACCGCUGGAGCGGUGGAAGGAAGCGGCGCGGUUGCCACCGCCGCCGCGUUGACGAACAAUUGCAUGGCUUUUAUGUUCGAUAAGAUCAGAUACGAGCUCAAUGCGAAACGGGGAACGUUCUGCGACAUGCCGGAUGAAACCUAUCCACCACCAAUAAAGGUGCUGGUGAGUUCAAUUUUUGUGUACCUCUCCGCACAUUGCUGGGACUAUAAACGCGUUGUGAUCAACGCGAGACACGAACUCGUUCUGAUACGAUCGCGCAACGCCAACAAUAGCGUCGUUGCUUCGGCUAACAGCGGACCAACGGUGGAAUUGCACAAGGUGAAGUGGCGAAUGCCGCACGUUGUGUUAAACGAUGUGAACAAAUUGAAGCUGUUGCGCACUUUGGAAAGCGGUCAAUAUUUGACCAUGGGUUUUCGCUCGUGGGAUCUNUAUGAGUAUCCGCUGUUACAGAGCACAACAUCUCAUUUGUGGGGUGUAAAAGCGGCGACACAGUUGGAAAAACCACGUUACAUCAUUUUUGCGUUGCAGACCGGUCGAAAGAAUGUUGUCAGCCGAGAUUGCUCGCGAUUCGAUCAUUGCAACUUAUCCAAUGUAAAGUUGUUCCUAAAUUCGGAUUUCUAUCUCUACGACGAUUUGAAUCUAGAUUUUGGUAAGGAACAAUACGCCAUUUUGUAUGACAAGUACAUCAAAUUCAGACGAUUCUACUACGGAUGCGACAAGAACGAGGCGCUUCUAACGUUGGACAAGUUCAUCUAUUGCGGACCGCUCGUAGUCAUCGACUGUUCGCGCCAAAACGAAACAGUCAAAAGCGUCACCGUUGACGUUUGCAUUGAAUUUAACUGCAAAGAAAAUGUACCCACCGAUACAACCGCGUACUGUCUGAUCAUACACGAUNGCAUCGUCGAAUACAACCCGCUGACCAGCGUCGUGCGACGUAUCGUUUAG
Messenger RNA from Pseudomyrmex gracilis, 1428 nucleotides. RefSeq lists its product as uncharacterized. The transcript is spliced from 3 exons. NCBI's taxonomy places the organism in Eukaryota, Metazoa, Arthropoda, Insecta, Hymenoptera, Formicidae. The record is from RefSeq and is a predicted model, not a curated record. The coding region runs from base 1 to 1428 and encodes 475 amino acids.